Zychaea mexicana is the source of this 1185-nucleotide messenger RNA. RefSeq lists its product as uncharacterized. Gene Ontology annotation, cellular component: membrane. The record is from RefSeq and is a predicted model, not a curated record. Lineage: Eukaryota; Fungi; Mucoromycota; Mucoromycetes; Mucorales; Lichtheimiaceae. The coding region runs from base 120 to 965 and encodes 281 amino acids. The transcript has 5 exons.
AAGACAGAGAGAGGCAACACUUAUGAGAAAGAAGACCUGCUUUCUUGAUUUCUCUUUUUCCUUUCCCUUUCCCUUUCCCUUCUUUUUCUUACGUAGUUUAAUAAGAAAUAUCGCAUUUCAUGACGUACUCGGAUGAGCGAUUGGAGCCAUCUCCUUAUGCCAUCAUUCGGUGGUUUGGCUUUGAUAAAUUUAUUCCUGAGGCAGCGGUGACUUCACACUGGGUUUCUUCAAACGUUUUUCUUUGUAUACGCUCGAUCGUUGCGUUGUACUCAACCAUCGUCAUCUGGACAAACAUUGGAUCCUCUGCGCGAGACGGAACGAUUCAGAGCUUUUUUGCAUUUUUUACAACCCUUACAUUUAUCGGCUUGCAUGCAUAUCUUGUGACGGCGGUAUAUCAUCAUGUUAGAUACAUCUUAGCUAAGCGACAGCUUGUUUCUUUCUUUAAUCAACCAGCGGUCCUUAAUUACCUCUACUACUAUCUCUACCACACAAUUCUCGUGUUCAAUAUCAUUACUCCUGUAGUGUAUUGGGCCCUCUUGGCAGAUGUCCAAGGACAGGGCAGCAAUGCUUUGGGCGUUUGGUUGAACGUGUCUGUACACGGUGUAUCUUUCUUUAUGAUGAUGUCUGAAAUGAUAUUCUGUCGUAUCAAGAUGCAGAUGAAUAUAGUCCUGCUGAUUGUGAUCCAUGUCAUUUUGUACAUGUUUUUAAGUUUCAUCGUGCAUGCUAGUGCAGGAUUUUGGGUGUACCCUUUUCUUGACUGGGACCAAGGACCUGUUGCCGCUGGUCUUUAUAUUGGUGUGGGCGCGUGCUUUGUGGUUGUCUUUUUCCUCCAAAUGUUGUUCCAUUUAAUUCGUGAUUGGAUCGCCAAGAUAACUGGACGAGGCACCGUGGCAGUCAAGCAUGAACAGCAACGGGAGCUGGAACAGCCGGAAAUGGCUGAACGUCGGGAUAUUGAAGAGGCAUAAUUACCCUUAUAUUUACUACUCUACACUUUCUUCUAAACUGUAAUUGUAUAAGUAUUGUACCUUUUAAUAUUAGCCCUACUCAGUGCUAUGUACUGCUAGCUACAUGUGAACAUUUUAUUUUCACAUCAUAAUCCGCAUAAUGGAAUACGCAUACGAGGAAACAGCGCAACACGUAUAAACCCCUAAACGCUUUUACAUGCCUUUGAGUGCCUGUAGAUUC